CUCCUUUUUUCUUCUUCGCCCUUCUCUUUCGCCGAAGAGAGAGAGAGAGAGGGGGGAGGGGGGCCUGCCACCGCUAUUCUCCGGGACUCUUCUGCUGCGCUCGCAGCGAUUCGAAAGAUUUUUUUUUCAUUAUUUAAAUUUUUUUUAAUUAUUUAGCAAGAUCAAUGAUAGCAUCAGAAAUGACAAAAAUGAUAUGGACUUUGUUAUUCGAGAUCUCAAGGAUAGAUUGUUGACCGUUGGAAGCUCACAUCUAUUCAAUUUUUCGAUCUUAGGUGGCAAUCUGGGCGGACAUUUCUUAUGCACGAUGAGAGCUACAUACAGAAGAAUGAUGCGAUCGUCUGCCUAUAUCAAAAAGAGAAGAAGAAGAAGAAGAAGAAGAAGAAGAAGAAGAGAGACAGAGAGAAGGUGCUUCGCGAAGGUCUCGCCUCGCUCCUCCUCUUGCUGUAACCUCCUCCCUCCUCAUCGCCCUUGCUCGUCGGCUUCGAUCCGCCGGCCGUCCGCGCGAUCGCACCAUCGCCCGCGGAGAGGGUCUCCGGCGAGGUAUGCAGUCGGAUCAGAUGGUUUUAAGCGUGGGGCCUGGUGGCGGCGGCAACCGAGGCAGCAGACCCCUUGCCCCCCGCUUCGACUUCGGCGGCUCUUCCCUCAGCUCCUCCUCCUCGGAUCUCCCUGUCCUCAGCCCUUAUGGCGGCGCCGGCACCGCCUGCUUCUCAAGAUCGGAGAUUCAUGGUUUGAAGGUCAUGAAUGCAUUCUGUCAUACAAGAGACCAACUUCUGCAACUUCAUCAGGUGGGAUCUGCACCUGCUCUGGUCAAGGCUGAAGUGCCAUGGUCUGCUCGAAGAGGCAAUCUUACAGAGAAAGAAUGGGUUCUAAAGACAGUAAAGGGUAUAUUGAAUAAGCUGACUUCAGAGAAAUUUGAUGUUCUCAAGGGCCAACUGAUUGAUUCUGGAAUCACGACACCCGAUAUUCUAAAGGAUGUCAUUAAACUUAUAUUUGAAAAAGCUGUUUUUGAGCCUACCUUCUGUCCCAUGUAUGCGCAAUUGUGUUCUGAUCUAAAUGAGAGUCUCCCUCCAUUCCCUCCUGAAGAACUGGGUGGGAAAGUAAUCACUUUCAGGCGUAUACUCUUGAAUAAUUGUCAGGAGACAUUUGAAGGUGCUGACAAUCUGAGGGCUGAGAUUAGAAAGUUGACAGGCCCAGACCAAGAAAUGGAACGUAGAGAUAAAGAAAGAAUGAUGAAGCUCCGCACUCUUGGUAACAUCCGUCUUAUUGGUGAGCUAUUAAAGCAGAAGAUGAUUCCAGAGAAAAUAGUGCAUCACAUCAUCCAAGAGUUAUUGGGGCAUGAUGGCAAACCUUGCCAUGCUGAGGAAAAUGUCGAGGCAAUCUGUCAGGUCUUUAUCACCAUUGGCAAGCAGUUGGAUGAAAGCCCCAAAUCUCGUCAUUUUAAUGAUGUUUAUUUCAACCGGUUGAAGGAGCUGACGACGAACCCCCAGCUUGUGCCACAAUUUAGGUUUAUGGUCCAUGAUCUCCUUGACCUCCGUGCCAACAACUGGGUCCCUCAACGCGAAGAGGUGGGACCUACACUCGCUCUGGUCAAGGCUGAAAUGCCAUGGUCUGCUCGAAGAGGCAAUCUUACAGAGAAAGAACGGGUUCUAAAGACAGUAAAGGGUAUAUUGAAUAAGCUGACUCCAGAGAAACUUGAUGUUCUCAAGGGACAACUGAUUGAUUCUGGAAUCACAACACCCGAUAUUCUAAAGGAUGUCACUAAACUUAUAUUUGAAAAAGCUGUUUUUGAGCCUACCUUCUGUCCCAUGUAUGCGCAAUUGUGUUCUGAUCUAAAUCAGAGUCUCCCUCCAUUCCCUCCCGAAGAACCAGGUGGGAAAGAAAUCACUUUCAAGCGUAUACUCUUGAAUAAUUGUCAGGAGACAUUUGAAGGUGCUGACAAUCUGAGGGCUGAGAUUAGAAAGUUGACAGGCCCAGACCAAGAAAUGGAAUGUAGAGAAAAAGAAAGAAUGGUGAGGCUCUGCACUCUUGGUAACAUCCGUCUUAUUUGUGAGCUUCUAAAGCAGAAGAUGGUUCCAGAGAAAAUAGUGCAUCACAUCAUCCAAGAGUUAUUGGGGCAUGAUGGCAAACCUUGCCAUGCCGAGGAAAAUGUCGAGGGAAUCUGUGAGGUCUUUAACACCAUUGGCAAGCAGUUGGAUGAAAGCCCCAAAUCUCGUCGUUUUAAUGAUGUUUAUUUCAACCGGCUGAAGGAGCUGACGACGAACCCCCAGCUUGUGCCACGAUUUAGGUUUAUGGUCCAUGAUCUCCUUGACCUCCGUGCCAACAAUUGGAUCCCUCGGCGCGAAAAGUAUUUUCUACAGGAUAUCCUGAUGUCUCAACUCACUGCAGAUUCUCAAUGUUGCUCAUUGUUGCUAGAUUGUUUCAACAAGCGAUGCCAUUGUAGUCGCAUAGUAUCCAAAAAAAUUUCAAGUUUUCAAAAAAAUCCAGACAAAUUGUAUUAUAGUUGUAAAGAACUUUGCUUUGUUGAUCGGUGCUUGCCUAUCAAUAAUCAAUUUAGAAGUCAGUCGUUGGUAUCGGUUGAUGAUUCACUUCGAGAUAUUAGAAGAGAAAUUAGUGAUUUAAGGAUAGAGUUAAGAAAGUUGUAUUGUAAGAUUAAAGAAUUAGACGAAAGUAGUGCUGUGAUAAAUAGAUUUUUGGUUGGAAUGCUCGUAUUACUUAUUUUUAUAAUUUUAUUUAUAUUUAAGUGAAAUUAAUUGUAUUAGAGUUUUGGAAAACUUAUUAGUUUAAUGAAAGUUGGCACAAUAUCCAAGUUCAUGUAUGAUCUUAUUUUUUUGAGUUAGAAAUACAAAGUGUGCUUGUUA
Molecule: messenger RNA, 2858 nt
Organism: Elaeis guineensis (African oil palm)
Lineage: Eukaryota; Viridiplantae; Streptophyta; Magnoliopsida; Arecales; Arecaceae
Cellular component (GO): eukaryotic translation initiation factor 4F complex
Molecular function (GO): mRNA binding; protein binding; translation initiation factor activity
Source: RefSeq, a predicted model, not a curated record